This is a messenger RNA of Plasmodium vivax (malaria parasite P. vivax), 1336 nucleotides long. Its product is annotated as 40S ribosomal protein S19s, putative. Gene Ontology annotation, molecular function: RNA binding; structural constituent of ribosome. NCBI's taxonomy places the organism in Eukaryota, Apicomplexa, Aconoidasida, Haemosporida, Plasmodiidae. The record is from RefSeq and is a predicted model, not a curated record. Bases 392 to 910 code for a protein of 172 amino acids. Gene Ontology annotation, biological process: translation; ribosomal small subunit assembly. Gene Ontology annotation, cellular component: ribosome; cytosolic small ribosomal subunit. The transcript is spliced from 2 exons.
AUGAAAAGUGUUUACAAAGAUCUACAAAGAUAAACUGCCAUCCUCCGCGUGAAGUAAAUUUUACAUUUCGCGAGAACGGAAAAAGGAAGCUCACUCGCUCGCUCACUCGCUCACUCACUCACUAACUUUACUGCUGCUUCGCAAGCCAUUCGUUAGUGUUCGUUCCCCCCCCCCCCCCCGCAGCUGCUAAAAGGGGCAUAUAAUAUCACAUACGUGUAUGUAAACGUAUGCAUACGCAUGUUUACGCAUGUAUAUGCUCGCAAAGCUGCACGUUUAGAGGAAGGAGGAACAAUCUGCCAACCGGUGGAAGAUACCCCAGCGACUGUUUUAACGUCCCCAACGGAGUGACGUACAAAAAUUUGUCAUCUUUUUUGCAUUCGAUUGAGGAAAAAUGGCGGAAGAAUUCACAGAAGAUAUAGGAGUGGUAAACAAGAGGCUACUCGAGCCAGUGCCCUUUGUAAGAACGAAUAACUGCAUCAAGGACGUAGACUCCGAGCUGUUUAUUAAGGCAUAUGCAAGUUACUUAAAACUGCACAACAAAAUAACCUUCCCAAAAUGGUGUAACUUCGUUAAAACAGGAAAGGGAAGAAAGUUGGCUCCCCUAAAUGAGGACUGGUAUUUUGUGAAAGCGUCGAGCAUCUUGAGGAAAUUGUACCUUAGCCCAGACAUUGGCGUUGGCUUCCUCAGAAGGCACUACAGCUACAAGCAGAGAAGAGGUGUUGCCCCCAACCACACCAGUUUGGCUAGCGGAAAGAUCUUAAGGUCAAUUUUGCAGCAGCUAGAAAACCUCGGCUAUGUAGAGCAGAACCCAAAGAAAAAGGGAAGGAGACUCACGACCAAGGGGGAAAAUGCCAUCAACAACUUUGCCAGGUACAUCAACAAGAAGGUCUACAAGCUGGAUAAGGAGUGAUUGGGGGGAGGGGCAAAUGAGGAAGAGGGACCACGCGAAUCAUCUCGUGGAACUUGCAUCACGUGGAACUUGCAUCACGUGUGCAGACUCGCCGAAUGUGAGAACCCCCCGCGCUGCUGCAUCGGUGUGGGAGGAGGCCUUGCCCCUGGAUAGGCGCAAUUAUCAGCGAGAUGCACCAUACUGUUUUCUUUCCUUCUUACAUUUCUUAUAUUUCUUUUUUCUUUUUUUUUUUUUUUCCCCCUUGUGAAUUUACACGUAUGUGCGUUAUUCCCCCUUUUUAACACUUCAAUGUUGUGGUACCCCACCCUGCUUAAGCAACUUCACGUCGACUGCGAAAAGGGCACGGCAACAUGCGGGGAGAGAACCCCAGCUGUGUGACCCUGAUAGUGACAGCUGCAGCUUUAAUUUUUAUGCCUUAAGUUUUUU